UUUUGCGAUCAGUUUGAAAUUAAAUACAGUAGCAGCAACUUGGAGUGCUCUGAUAACAGCAUCUCUCACUAACUUACUUAUUAAGCCUUUAACAAUAAGCUCACAGCAUGAAAUUUGCCUUCGCUUUUGUGUUCGUUGCAUUAUUUGCACUCGUGACAGCAGCCAAUCAAACGGCGAGUCAUCACUUGAUCCUGGGCACGCGGCUACCUGGUGAUCGUCAUUUGGUGCGUGAAGUGGUUUACUCUAAAUCUGGAUUUAUGCGCAAGAAGUCCGGUGACUAUGCCUUCGAUCAAAGGAAUGUACCUUAUCCCUCGAUCAUUACCAGUAUCGAAGUGAAGGAUCAGUAUAUUAAUGGCAAUGGUGGCUAUGCAACGCUAACGAGCGGCGGUCCAGGCUUCAAUUUCGUCAAAUUACAUUUCACUAGCCAAUGGUGGCGUGGCUAUAAUUUCGUUAUUGAUAUUUAUGGAAAGUGACUGUAUUAUGGUUAAAGCGUUGAAGUGUGGAAUUCAAGUAUAAUGUGAUCUUCGCAUAACGAAUUAGUGCAAUAAAAUGUGGUUUGACUUGGAAAUUA
Zeugodacus cucurbitae (melon fly) is the source of this 571-nucleotide messenger RNA. Its product is annotated as probable salivary secreted peptide. Bases 108 to 473 code for a protein of 121 amino acids. Lineage: Eukaryota; Metazoa; Arthropoda; Insecta; Diptera; Tephritidae. The record is from RefSeq and is a predicted model, not a curated record. The transcript is spliced from 2 exons.